UCUUUUACUGAGUGGCCAGAGAGGUUGAAGUUUUCUACCGGUUUUUGAAUGUUAUGAUUCCAGAUGUCAGAUUAGUGUCCAUUUAUUCUUUUGCGUAUUCUUUUGGUUUUAAUCCAAUCCCUUUUUUUUCAUUUCAUUCACUAAGAUGAUUAGUGACAUCUAAUGAAAUGUUUUGGGUUUCAAAUUUUAUGCUCCAAUUAAGUUAAUGGAGGACAGGAGCCUAACAUGGUCUGAAGCAGUCUGCAGACUCACAACAACAUCCCUGCCUUGGUUCAUAUUGGGAAGGCUUUUCACAGCCUAGACCCUUCAGAAUCUAGCUUCCAUUAUUAAUAAAAACAAAUGUCCUGAAGGCCACAAAUACAAGCAGGUUGAAUUUGGUUUGAGCCAUAUGUUGGACAGCCUUGCUUCAAGGAUCAAGAAUAGCACCUCUCUCCUGCUUCCUUAUUACAUCUCUAGAGCAGUGGUUUGCAACCUUUUUUCAUGGGUGGGCCACUAAAACAUUUCCAAGGGGGUCCAAACUUCCAUUUGAAAUCUUAAACAUAGCUUGCCUAGUGUGCUAGAGUUUGGUCAGCCACUUGCCUGACUAUUGAGGCUGAUAUUUGGGAAGGCAGUGUGUUCACAGGCAGUCUAGUAAUGGAGAUCUCUGGGAUCAAAAUUGCUGGUUUUGAGUCAGUAACCCUUUGCAAUCUCUCAUCAGCUGGUAGUCUGUCUACUCGUUAAGGUGGAGUGGGUUGCAUGUGGGGGGAGAUCUUGACUCUUACAGAAAACUAGUGACAGAGCAACAUGUUCAGAAAUUAGUACAUCUAAGUAUUAUGCAGUUCAGAUGUGCAGGGCUGUCUCACAGUAUUCUGGUUGCCCACUAGUACUGUAAUGUCUGAGCAUCUCACAGUUUCUGAACUCUUUAACUCCCCAUUCUCCUGUGAGAUAGGGAAGUGCUAUAACCCCUUGUGCUUAAGUGACUUGCCCAAGGAUACAUGGGAGGCCUUGCUCUUACUAAAUCCUAGCCUAGUGCCAUAACUACAUCCUUCCUCAUUUUAGGAGGCUUGCAGAACCUUGGAGCUAUAUUAAAAUUUUAUAAACUGUUUGUUUGCAAAUAAUUGAUUUAUAUUAGGUUUAAAAACUGGCACAAUCCCACUCUAAUGAAAUCCUAGUAGAAUAGGUUAUCCUUAGCUGUAACAUGCUGAGCAGGUAAGGACUUUGCCCCCUUCCUGGCCCCAGUGCCUUAAUUGCAUCUUUGUUCGCAAGUUGCAUAAACAAGAUCCAUGCAAGUGCUCUCAUGCUGAGCAAAGGGGUAGAACUGUAGCUCUGCCAUGUCUCCCUUAGUCCCUCUUGCAAUGAUUACUAGAAUUGGACAGAUGGGACAGAGGAAUAAGUAGCACCCUGAAAAUUGCUGCAGUAACUUCCACUACACUGUCACAGAAUAAGAGGGGAACGGGAAAAAAUGACACUCAAACUUUAUCUCCUGGUAAGCGGCUCCCUGCACAAAGUUGAGCCUAACGGCUUCCUCUAGCCAUUGUUUGAGUUUGUGGACUCUUGUGACCAAGAAGAGGAAAGUUUCUUACUGGAAGACUUCCUUCCUCACAGCACACAGAUUCACAGAUCCACGCCACCCUGUUAAUUACUGCAAUCAAGUGUUUCUCUUUUAUGGGCUUUGCAACAAGUUGCUAUAGUCACAGUUAAAUGAUAAAUAUACUGUUUAGCCAGCAAGCGCUCUCAACUCUGGACAAUAUUGCACUGGCAAGCUCUUCAGGAGGAAGCACUUCCCCCUGUGUCUCUGACUCAGAUUUGAUUUGUCUCCAGAGCAGCAAGAGAGAGACUGGGGGUAUGUCUGCGCAGCAGUUGUGCAGGUGCUUCCCAGUUCAGGUAGACAGACAUGUGUUAGCUCUGCUUGAGCUAGUGUGCUAAAAAUAGCAAUGUGCUGGUGGCAACUUGGGCUAGCCACCUCAAUAUGCACUUGGGGUCACAUGAGAUUGUACCUGGGUGACUAGACUGAGCUGCCCCUGUGGACAUGCUAUUUUUAGUGAGAUCUGCUUGAACUAUCAGUAGUGUCUGUAUAAUCAUGCUGGGAAGCUGCUGUGUUGACCUAUCCUAAGGGCAAGAUUUAUAAAGUUAUUGAGGUGCCUAAAGUUGCAGAUUGACUAUCCACUUAUCUGCAGCUGUAAGCACCUAAAUACCUUUAUAAAUCUGGCCUUAAAACUCAGUGGCUGUUACAUUAACCUUUUCCUCCUGAUAUUUCCCAUGUUUGUAGAUCCAUGUUGGUACCAGUGGUGGGAAUACUAAUGUAGAUCAGCUUUGUUUGUUUCCCAUCGUAAAAUGGGGAUGAUAAUACUUAUCCCAUUUGUAUUAAUGCUUAUGAAAUGUUCUAAGAUCCUCAGAGGGUAGGGCCUACAAAAGUGAUAGGUGGUAUUACUAUUUAUCCCCAGAUUUUUCUUGAUCCUGAAUAACCCUCUAGCUGCUAUUGUCUAUUUCUCGUGUUGCCAUUCUUGUCUAUUACAAUGCCCUCCUAUCUGCUUCAUGCAGGGCCAAAGUGUGUUUAGAUAAUGGCCCAAAUAAAAAGUGGCAUAGAUUUGAACUGCCACAGGGUGAGCACAAGAAGGUACAUUCUCUUUCUGAAUGGCCCAAAGGGCGGGGAUUCUGCACUGGCUGCACCACUAGUGAGCUGUUGCACAGGAGGGCAGGAUCCCAGAGCUGCUGCCUCCCUUCCCUGCCCCUUUGUGGGGUGCUGAGUGCCCAUAGAAGAACAGAGGGAACAAUUGCUACUCUCAGAAGUACUGGAAUUGUAUUUGUGAUGUUCUCACCAUGGCCAUCAUGAUUAGAACUGUUUGAUUUAUUAUUUUAAAUAUUUAAGGUUGUUGAUGGGUUUUGUUCCUUAGGCAGAACUUUCUCCAUAGCAUCUGAUCCUGCACUCCAUUGACUUCAGUGGGAGUUGUUUCAACUGGGUUAAGAUUGCCCUCAGUUUUUUUCUAUUUAUUUCUUUAAGAAGUGGAUUUAGGGAUCAGUCCUUUAUUCCACGUGCAGGGUGAACUCCCAGUGGUUUUGGGGGGAAAGCACCUUCCAGCUUUCAAGUGGUUUUGUUUGAUUAUUUUUUCUUAUUUCCUGCUAGGAAAUCUGCCCUUACCUCUCUCUUAGAGAAACAAUUUCUUUCUCCUUAAAUGAACCAAAGUCAUUAGUGGUUUCUCUUUAUUUUCUUUUCCCUUUUCUUGGGGGAAAAAAGCACUCAGGAAUGCAUUCUCGUUACAGUGCCUGGUCUUCCCCGUAGCCGUGUUCGAUUUUAUUUAUUUUUGCUUCUUUUUCAACCUUUCUAUAUUCUUAUUUACUUUGUAAAUCCCUUAAUGUUUAAUAUCUCCUUUGCUGCUAACUUCCUUCAAAUAUUUUUAAUUCCCUUUAUACUUCCCUUCUUGUCUCUCCAAGUUGUGUUUAUGUAGAGAGAUUUAAAUAUAUAUGUAAAUAUAUGUUGCAUUGCUAUUGUAACAUGAUCUUCAAGAACUUGGACUGAAUUCAUUUUGCUGCAUUCUUGGUCAAACAGUUUCCUUAGCAUUCCAUUGACAGCAUUUGCUACAAGGACCCAUUUCUGUGUGAUGCUACUUGUCCCUUUUAUUGUCACUGAAGUCAGUGGCACUUCUUAUGAAAGUAAAGGUAAAUAGGCUUGGACCCUUAAUUUGACAUUGUGGCCUUUUUACCUUUACAUUAGUAGUCCCCUCUCUUUGAACUUUUGGACAGACAUAAUUUUACCAUCAUCUAGUCAAGUUUUAAUCUCUAAUAAUUAUUGAAAAAUAAUAAAAAAAAAAAAGUGGGUUGUUUGCCAGGUUCCAGCCUAAUGUGGAAAUGAAAUGGCCAAGAGACUAAACCGCGAGGACCUACAUUUAUAAUGGAAAAAGCUGUUCAGACUUUUAACUCUAGCUGUGCUAGAGUUUGAUAUUUCUGUAAGAAACUUUACAUUGCAAGUUACCAACAAAUGUAUGAGUCCUUUGUUAGAGACUAGUUAAUUGUUAGUAUAAUGUGGGCCACAGUUGUUGGUUGUGGUGACAAAGGUUUUUUUUUUUUAACGAAUCUGCCUUUGCACAUCCAAAUGGCUCCCUAAGGGCUUUGUUAGUGAUACUGACUGUACAAAAAUGCACAUGGGGCUUAAUCCUGAGCUGUGCUAAGCAUGAGCUUGACACAGCUUGUGCAGGGGUAGUGGAAAGGGAGGCAAAGGUGUCUAAGUCACCUUUUAUGUCCUCCUUGAUCAUCAGUCCAACCAGGGCCAAGAUCAGUCAGAAUGCAAUGGACUUAUCUCUGAUGCUUGGCCGUCCCUGAUGUGUUGCCUGUGAGGGUAGGAGAGCCAGCAACAAUGACGUCAGGACACCUGAGGAUUCCCAUUGGCAAGGCAUGGAACUUCCCUUUGUCAAUGGGUAAUUCCAUAUGGGUAAAGAAAACAGAAAGGCUUGGAAGAGACCAGCCAGGUGGAGAAUUGAGUAUUUACAUUAUUGUGCAGUGUGUGGAGUUUCUGCUCUUUAAACAGUAGCAUGCUUUACUCCAGAAGUGAAAAAUACUUUAGCCAGUUGCAAAAAUAAGGGAAAUUGGGGUAGGCAAAGAAUGUAUUAAUUACAUACAUUGGAAUUUGAGUAGGAUCCUUGACUCACUAUCUUUUGAAUAUCAGCUGCUGAAAUUCAGUGCAGGAAAAGUUGUGCUCUGGUGGGAAUGUGUGUGUGUGUGUGUGUAUUUAGUUGGAUCUAAAUGGUUACAAAGGGGUUCUCUGCUAGUGAGGGGGAGGGGACAAUGAGAGUGCAUUCCCAAAAAAGUACAUUCCCAAAAUAAGCAGCUUACAUCAUAGACCUCUUCAGUUUUCCCACACUUCUUUCCUAAUUAUUGUCUUGCAGGACAGCUGAUCUAUUUCAAACAGGAAGUUGUUUACAGAUAACACUUGCAACUGUUCUGUCUGAUUUGUUGAACUGUCGAAAAGCAAAAGACAACAUCUUUUCAAAUUAAAAAGUGUCAGAUUUCUGUAAACAGCAGCAUGAGGGUCAUCUGUGCGAUUUCCCUGCAGGCAGAGUGUGCUCUGCAGUCCCCAUUUUCUCAGCAAUCAUAAGGAGUCAGUGACCUGCAAGCGCUCAUUAUGAAGAGAGAUCUGUGUUUUCUGGUUACUCUAAUUAGCCUUGCCUUCCUGUCACUGUUAAGAUCUGGAUAUCCUCAACAUAUUGCAGAAGAGUCCUGCUCUGUUCAGAUUCUUGUUCCAGGCCUCAAAGGGGAGGCUGGAGAAAAAGGGGAGAAAGGUGCUCCAGGGCGUCCGGGGAGAGUUGGACCUUCAGGAGAAAAAGGAGAAAUGGGGGACAAAGGACAGAAGGGCAGUAUGGGUCGACAUGGAAAAAUUGGUCCCAUUGGUUCAAAAGGUGAAAAGGGAGAUAAUGGGGAUAUAGGGCCACCUGGUCCUAAUGGAGACCCAGGCAUCCCCUGUGAAUGCAGCCAGCUAAGGAAGGCUAUUGGUGAAAUGGAUAUCCAAGUGGCCCAGCUGACAACUGAAUUAAAAUUCAUAAAAAAUGCACUGCCCUCCCCCGCAGCUGUCGCUGGUGUGCGUGAGACAGAUAAUAAGAUAUACCUGCUGGUGAAAGAAGAGAAAAGAUAUAUGGAUGCCCAGCUCUAUUGCCAUGGAAGAGGAGGAACACUGAGCAUGCCCAAGGAUGAGAAUACAAAUAGUUUGAUUGCUUCUUACAUCAAUCAAGCAGGGCUCACCAGAGUUUUCAUUGGGAUCAACGACCUGGAAAAAGAGGGCAAUUUUGUGUAUUCUGAUCGAUCACCCAUGCAGACCUUCAACAAAUGGCGCAGCGGCGAACCCAAUAAUGCCUAUGAUGAGGAGGACUGUGUGGAAAUGGUGGCCUCCGGUGGAUGGAAUGACGUUGCCUGUCACAUUACAAUGUAUUUUGUUUGUGAAUUUGACAAAGAAAAUGUGUGAGGAUGUCUGCUCCCCUGCUCCCCCAUUUGAAGCAGAUUGUAUCACUUACCCCUUGUUUAUAAAGUACUAGUUAUAUUUUACGAGUAUAUAACAUCAGUGUUGUACAGCUGUAAAUAUAAUUAGGUAUUUCAAAUAUCAAUAUUUACCCUUCAGAAGGGAAGAUAGAGUUAAAUAAGACAUAGUUUGUCUUGCCCUAAGAAAAUAUGUAUUUAGAUAAGGUCUAUAUUCUGCCCUCCCUGCAAUUAAUUAAUGAGGUUGCAUGACAGCAAUGGAGGGCAGAAUUUGGCUCUAUGUUGUUAUAAUGUUGUGUCUGAAGACGUAGAUUCUUGAUAUUGUUUUAUCUUAACAACAUUUUUAAUUGUUAAUGUUAAUUGCUCAUACUGGUUUACAAAGAUGACAUUUCUGGCUAUUUCAAGCCAUAAGGAAAAGUUUUUGUAUACUCCAGCUACUUAAUAUAACUAUUGCAGUAGGGUUCUGAAUGGGCAGGCUUUGUACCUGUUUCUGUGACACAUGCACAAGCCAAUUAACCCAUCAGUUCUACCAUUUUUGUAACAUCUUUUUAUUAAACUGUUUGCAAAUAACAACACAGAGACAACUUCAGUGAGCGAACCCAUUUACAUUGCCUUGGGGAGUCGAAAUGGCUCAUAAUUCAGUACUAGAAGGAGAUAAAUCAACUUUGUGUUUCUUCAGAAAAUGCAAUGUCAGGUUCUGUCUGUUUUACAUGUUGUUUAACUGAGGGUGGGAUAAAAGAAUUUACCAAAGUAAGCCAAUACUCUAAAGGUGUAUUUGAGCCCUGCUGGAAUAUUCUUGGAUGGCAUUCUAGCACUUUUUUGGGGAGCUGGAAUGGCAUUUUAUGGCCCUUCAGAUACUUGCAUUCUGGCACUUCUCGAGCGCAGCGCUCGCUAGUCUAUUUUUGCUUAAGAUAUUCGUGAUUGAUAUUUUUGGUUACAAAACACAAGGAGGGCUUCCUGAGUACAUCAUGAGUCUCACAAAACCUUUGUUGUCCAACAGUUCCUUUCACUGGGACAAAUACUGGGGUCUUCACUUAGUUUUCACUCAGUCCUUAACUUGAUGUCAGCAGAAGAUUGGCCUUAGUAAAGACUCCUAAAAAGGGCCAAAUUCUCUGCAGGCAUAAAUGAGCACAGCUCUAUUGACUUCAAUGGAUUUCAUUCAUUUGUCCCAGCAGAGAAUUUAUCUCUGAGUAAGGACUUCAGGAAUUGGUCCCUUAUUUUGUUCCUGUGCUUACUUCUCUUCCUUGCUACUCUUCAUGGCUAUAUCUUCUCUUAAAUAAAAUCUUAUUUAUUUUUUAAAAAAAAAAUGAGUACACCUAUAGGGAUAUAGUUCCAAAGGAAGGCAGUAAGUCAUUUUGCCCCACUUAUUUGUGUAUCCAAUUCACAACUGCAUGUGACUGAAAAAUGUGGUAUAUUUUUGAAAGGUAUAACUGGACAAAAAGAGUGAUGAAUAUUGGAUAUUUGUAGUGGCCUGUUGCAAUUCCUCUCAUCAUUUAGUCAACUACUCUACAUAUGAAGGUCACUGGGAAACCUCUGUCGAUUGUGUUUUGCAGACAGUGUGUGCUUUCAAUGUUUUAAAUAAUUUGUAAGGGUAAAUAACACUAAAUAUGAAACAAUCACAAAGCAUGUCUGAUCAAUCUGGGAAGAAAUAUCUAAAAGAAACUCAAAACAGGCUUGGUGUGUGAUUUUUAGGUAGCCUCCACGUAUUAGGCAAGACCAAAUUAAUAAGUUACUAUACAGUGCUACAGCUAAUGGAAGACUACUGACCAUAGGACUUUUGCUUAGUUCCUCAAAGCAUGACAACAUUUGAGUUUACAUGUUAAUUUUAUUCUCAAGGAAAUAAACAAUUUCAUCCUGG
Dermochelys coriacea (leatherback sea turtle) is the source of this 7798-nucleotide messenger RNA. It is a transcript of the gene COLEC11, whose product is annotated as collectin subfamily member 11. Lineage: Eukaryota; Metazoa; Chordata; Testudines; Dermochelyidae. The record is from RefSeq and is a predicted model, not a curated record. The coding region runs from base 5096 to 5929 and encodes 277 amino acids. The transcript is spliced from 8 exons.